AUGACGUAUUUCCGGCGAACUACAGGCCUCGCUCUCGUCCUUGAUCAGCUCGAACCGCAGCAUUUAACGGACGCAAGAUACACUUUUGCACGGAAAAAUGGUGGCUUACUGGAGACAAGCAGGGCUGAGUUACAUCAGGUACUCGGCUAUCUGCGCCAGGGUCGUGCGGGCAGCACUGAAGCCACAGUUGAAAACUGAAGCGAUUAGAAACGCAGAAUCCAGUGUGAAGGUCACUAAAGUGAAGACUGUAUAAUGAUCUGUAAUUACACCCGUCAAUCCCCACUACGUUCUCUGUAGGAUUUACAACAAUACCUGCAGUUAUGAUGAUUGAAUGAAAAUAGUUGUAUUCUUUUGAUAAUAAAUUAUGAAGAGUCUCAAACUAAAA
Sinocyclocheilus anshuiensis is the source of this 385-nucleotide messenger RNA. RefSeq names its product ATP synthase subunit epsilon-like protein, mitochondrial. The record is from RefSeq and is a predicted model, not a curated record. Gene Ontology annotation, cellular component: mitochondrial inner membrane. Bases 98 to 253 code for a protein of 51 amino acids. Gene Ontology annotation, biological process: proton motive force-driven mitochondrial ATP synthesis. Lineage: Eukaryota; Metazoa; Chordata; Actinopteri; Cypriniformes; Cyprinidae. Gene Ontology annotation, molecular function: proton-transporting ATP synthase activity, rotational mechanism. The transcript is spliced from 3 exons.